AAGAGAGACCUGAAGGAUUGGAGUAUCACCAAAGAACUAGCUAUGGACAGGGGUGCAUGGAAGCUUGCUAUCCAGGUGCCAGAGCCAUGAGUUGGCCGCGAGAUCUUAUGGGUUUCACCUCUAGCCUGCCCCAACUUGUUUGGGACUAAAGGCUUUGUUGUUGUUGUUGGAAAACUCUUGGAUCAUAAACUUGCUUAGAUGAGUCUUUUGAAGCACAUUGGUAAUUUUUGUCACUCGUACAUUGAGCUAACCAACAAUGUUCUUAUAUUCUUUAGGCAGCCGUUCUCUGCAACUUAGCACAAUACUUGGGGCAACUAAUUGUGUACUCUUUUUGUAUGUAAUUUCUCUAGUCUAUGAACUAAUAAUUGUUAUAUGUUGUGUAAUCUUUGGUGACGCUCGGUUGGAGCCGAUGAUUUUCUCGAAGGCAAUCAAAAAACUUUAUUUUCCAUGCAACAUGUUGCAAUUUUUCUCAGUGACGUUGGCCGAGUGUUCCAUCAACCAUGACCCCAUAGAAUUGUAUGGGUAUAUAGCUGUGCGGGAUGAUAGGGAUGGCAUGCGUAACUAUGUUCUUAAUUAUAGCAGGGAUGAUCCCAUCAUCACACAAAAGGGUUCUUCCAUUCAAAUGACUGGACCUAAGAGAAACAUCGAAUUGGUUUCCCCUGUUUUAAUAGAGUUUGAUAUGAGGAUCAAGAAUGGAGGGCAAGAGGAGGAGGAUCUGCAGUUGAUAGAUGGAGCAAUAUCAUGCCAUGACCGCAGAUCAUGGAAACCAGUCAAACAUCGCAUUAAGGGCAAUUGUGGUGCUGUUGACAUGUCUUUCGCAUGUGUUGAUCAAGCAGUGGAAGCAACAAUAGAAGUAGUCAUAUCAGAGGUGCAUAGUAGUUUCAGUUUAUCUCUGCGGUCCUUUGUUUAUGUUUUGGAAGACUACGAAGAAAUUCAGCUUUUCCAUGGCUCUAUUGAUCAAUCGUGUGGCUUGAGAAGGUUUGUGCUUGCUGUCUCGCACGGUGACAUGAUGAUAUUGAAGUUCAGGUUUGGUAACAGUAAUGUUGAACGCCGACGUUCUUUUAAAGCUGAGCUCUACGGAUGUUCUAGUCGACAGAUAAAGCAUGAGCUUGCUAACAUCUCAGUCAAGGUGAAUUGGUCCACAAAUUCAGCUUUCUAGGCUCAUGGCAAUGUUGAUUAGUCACGUUCCAUGCGAAGAUCUAUGGUUGCUGUUAACGUGGGGAACUUUGAUGCUAUUGAAGUUCUUUCUUUUUUGUUGGUAGCUUGCCAAGCUGGCCGCUUGGUGCUGUUGAAGCGUUAACACCCCUUGCUAAAGCUAUAUGGUCGUGCUAGUCUGACAGACAACAUGGAGCUAGCUUCUGUCAUGGGGAAAGUGAAAUGAAAAGAAUCCAGGUAAACUACAGUCCGGAGCUUGCUUCUAUCCCGGGGAAGAUGACCAGUUGGCGACACUUAUUUUGGAACGGAGGGAGUAUAUAGCACUGGACGGAUGUGCCCUUUAUUACAUACUGAUUUUGUGCUGGAAUGAAGAGUAUUGUUUACCUUAACCCCCAUUCUAUUUAGCUGUUGGAAUGUCUGCAUGUUCUUUAAGUUAUUUUUAUAUGUGUUACUAGUGGUUGGGGCCACCAAUGUGGGCCUCCUGCGUGUUCCUUUGUGUUGCCAUGUUGGCUCUCUACAUUAGGCUGGCUUGUGUUGGUGCUAUGUUGGCUCUAUACAUUGAGAUGGCUUAUUUGUUACUCCCUCCGUAGAUUGAAAAA
Molecule: messenger RNA, 1754 nt
Organism: Triticum aestivum (bread wheat)
Lineage: Eukaryota; Viridiplantae; Streptophyta; Magnoliopsida; Poales; Poaceae
Exons: 2
Coding region: 257-1159 (300 amino acids)
Source: RefSeq, a predicted model, not a curated record